This is a messenger RNA of Lodderomyces beijingensis, 1809 nucleotides long. NCBI's taxonomy places the organism in Eukaryota, Fungi, Ascomycota, Pichiomycetes, Serinales, Debaryomycetaceae. The record is from the annotation of a GenBank genome assembly.
AUGUCCACCGAUCACGAGUUUCAGUCGCCGGAGAAACGGAAACUAGAUGAGCGAGAGGAAGAUUCUGCUGCCGAGGAGGGCUCGAAGAAGCAAAGGACUGAAAAUGGACAAGUUGAGGAGACUGUGGAGACGGAGGAGACAAACGGGAAUGGAGACUCAAGUCAGGUUCCUGAUCAGCAGGAGGAGGCUGCAGCAACCACGCAGCCUACUGCAACCACCUCACCUCCUACGGCUUCUGCUCCCACACCCGCAGCCAAACCACCAGCGGAACCAGAUAUGGACAACUUGCCCGCGGAUCCCAUGCCUGCCCACCAAUACAAGUACGCCCUAACUACAAUCAAGGGCAUCAAGAGAUUAAAAGACUCCACCCCUUUCCAUCUCCCAGUCGACACUGUCAAACUAAACAUCCCAUUAUACUACAACUUCAUAAAACGCCCCAUGGACUUGUCCACUAUAGAACGGAAGUUGCACGUGAAGGCCUACGAGAGUGCGGAGCAGUUCACCAGCGAUUUCAAUCUCAUCAUUGAAAACUGCCAAAAGUUCAACGGUGAGGCUGCGUCCAUCUCCAAAAUGGCGUUGAACAUCCAGGCCCAGUUUGAAAAGCUCAUGCUCAACAUGCCCCCGAGGGAAUUACCACAGGGAGUCACAGAAACAAAGGCAGUGUCUCCCGACAUCAACAAACGAAGGGCGGACUCUGUUGCCGCCGCACGGCCAAGAAGAGCGGUGCACCCACCGAAAUCAAAAGAACUACCUUACGACGUGAGGCCUCGCAAGAAAAAAUUUGCAGCGGAACUAAGAUUCUGCGCGCAAACCAUCAAGGAGUUGACGUCGAAAAAGCACUACAACUACAACUUUCCCUUCUUGGCGCCCGUGGAUGCCGUAAGCUUGAACAUCCCCAACUACCACCAAGUUGUCAAGGAGCCCAUGGACCUCGGUACCAUUCAGUCCAAGUUGACAAACAACCAGUACGACAGCGCAGAUGAUUUUGAAAGAGACGUGCGGUUGGUGUUUAAAAACUGCUAUGCGUUCAACCCCGAGGGAACCGAGGUCAACAUGAUGGGCCACCGCCUUGAGGCCGUGUUUGAUAAAAAAUGGGUCAACAAACCGGUGCCCGAGCCAACACCCCCCGCUUCAGAAGUGGAGGAAGAGGAGGUGUCGAGCGAGGAAGAGGAAGAGAUAACCGAGGCCAUGAUUGCCGACGUGCCCGCGAUCCAGUUUCUCGAGAACCAGUUGACGAGAAUGAAGAAGGAGUUGGACGAGAUGAAGAAAGACCACUUGAAAAAAUUGCGCGAGCAGCAAGCGGCUAAAAAGAAAAAGAAGAAAGCAGCACUGUCGACUGCCAAGCGCGGCUCAAAGGCGAAGCGAAAGGAGUCGUCGGUGCCGCCCGUUAGCCAGGUGAAACUCACGCCGCCGCAACCGGUUGUCACAUACGAAAUGAAAAAACAGGUUUCCGAGGUUGUGCCUACGUUGUCCGACAAAAAGCUCAAUGCGUUGAUCAAAAUCAUCCAGGACGACGUGCAAAUCAGCAACGAGGACGAAGUGGAGUUGGAUAUGGACCAAUUGGGUGACUCCACGGUGUUGAAGUUGUACGACUUUUUAUUCGGCGAAAAGGCGGCAGUCAAGAUCAAAAAGAAGGGCAACAAGUCGGGAACCAAUCUAGACGAGUUGGCGCAUUUGAGGUCGCAGUUGGCAUUGUUUGACGAGGGCAACGGGCAUGCGCAGACAGAAAGUAACGGUCUUAUGGGUAUCAAGCAUGAAGAAAGCUCCGACGACGAUGCCGUGUCGUCUGAAAGCUCGGAGGAGGAGUAG